AGUUUUCAGAUAAUUUUGGCGUCCAAUUCAAAAUGUCGGAAAAUCUGGAAACCAAAAUUCUCACAAAGUUUGUUGAUUUUACACGCUUUUUGGGCGUCUGAAGAAAAAGAAUGGGUGAAUCUAUAGAAGACUUUCAAGUUUUAAACUUGUUAGGUCGUGGUGGGUUUGCCUGUGUAUACAGAGCAAGAUGCAAAUCUACGGGACAGGAAGUGGCAAUCAAGAUGAUUGAUAAGAAGCUGAUGACAGCAGCGGGGAUGGUGGCUCGCGUCAAGAAGGAAGUAGAGAUUCAAUCUCGCCUCAAGCAUCCUUCAAUUCUUGAGCUGUAUAACUACUUUGAGGAUGAGCACUAUGUUUACUUGGUGUUAGAGAUGUGUCACAAUGGAGAGCUGUAUAGAUACCUGAAGACAAACUGCAAAGUUUUUACAGAAGAUGAAGGCCGCCAUUACAUGAAGCAGAUUGUUGAUGGGAUGCUGUAUCUCCAUGGUUACGGAAUAUUACAUCGAGAUCUUACUCUAGCUAACUUGCUCCUAACCCGAGAUAUGGAUGUGAAAAUAGCUGACUUUGGUUUGGCCACCCAACUCAGCGUCCCUGAGGAGAAGCACUUUACGAUGUGUGGCACACCUAACUACAUAUCUCCGGAGAUUGCAAUGAGAGGGGCACAUGGGUUAGAAUCAGACGUGUGGUCACUGGGAUGUAUGCUUUACACUAUGCUGGUAGGGAGACCCCCAUUUGACACACAGGGAGUGAAAACAACAUUGAACAAGGUGAUCCUAGCUGAUUUUGACAUGCCGGCCAAUCUCUCCCCUGAAGCUAAACAUCUCAUCCAUUCAUUGUUGAAGAAGGCACCUAAAGAUAGAUUGAAGAUAACAGAUAUUCUGAGCCACCCAUUUAUGACACGACAACCACUCUCAGCAUAUACACAUAAUGAUAUGAGGAAGCCAAUGGUAGAAGCAUCUAUGGAUAGUGGAAGGGAUACCAUGGCAACCAUAUCUACAACAAUCAGAUCAAGUCAUUCCAGGCAACGUCCUUUCCCAGCAUUUCCUGUUGUUACCCAGAAGACAUCUGAUCCAAAUCUGGAUUUUUUAGAGCGAGACAAAUUCACAGAAAACAAAUUUGAAUCACGACCUCAAGAUGGAGGAUACACUUCCCAAGAAGAUAAGCAUUAUGGGAGUCACCCUUCAUCUCCAAUGCCGUAUGGGAACCAUCCUCCUUCUCCUCCAGUACGGCUUCGAGACACCGAGUCUGGUGUACCACAGAAACCGCCCAGUCCAUGCGCCACAGAGCCAAUGUUACAGAAAAUCCACGCGGAGCAUAAAUGGCUAAAUGAACUUACCAAGAAAACCACAUCAACUAAAUAUGGAAUACCAGAUCGUGAGAACGGUCCAAGUUUUAAAGCCAACAACUACAGCCCAUACUCAGAUAAACCUUUUAAUGAAAUUUCUCAGGGUUCAGCUUGCAGAUCGAAUCCUCGUGAAGAUUACUCAAAUCAUAAAUAUGGCCACAAAAGCCAGUCUGAUUUUAUGCAUCAUGACAAGGACCAGCACUCAGAUUUUAAUUUUCAUGACAAGGAAAAUCAAUACAAUCACAGGUCUAUUGAUAAGGAUGUUAAUUCUAAGUUUCCUAAGAGCAAUGAUUAUUCAGGUUACAUAGACAGUCACAAGUCUGAUAUGGUAUUUAGUGAAAGACCUCACAAUACAAACAUAAGCAAUUCAGAAAGACCCCAUAGCACAAACAUAAGCAACUCAGAGAGACCCAAUAGCACAAAUAUAAGUAACUCGGAGAGACCCCAUACCACAAAUAUAAAUAGACGAUUAGGAGAAUAUGAUAGCCUAGUAUAUCCAAGAAGUUACGAAUCACCCAAUCGUAAACAUCAUAAACCAAAUGAUUAUAGUGAACAACCAAAUGAUUAUAUACAAAAAUCAAAAGAUUACAAUUCAGAUUGUUAUCAACCAACACAAGGCUUCGAAACCCAGAUAAGCAGGUAUGAUUUCACAGAUGAGAAAAACAGGCCAAAUAAUGGUAGAUCUCACCAAUUCAGUGAGUAUCACCAAAAUACAACGAGCUUUGUUUCGCAAAAGUCCCAUAAUUUUGAUGCUUAUGAGCCUCACUCUGAGCGUGAGUUUAUGGGAACUAACUCAAGCGCAUACAAACGGGAGAACAAUCCUCCAUCUCCCACAAGGGAAUACAGGGAUAGAGAUGGUCCUUCAAGGAAAAAUGUCCAUGACAUUAACACAGUGCCUAAUCCUACUGUGGGGAAAUCCUAUCCCGAAAGACAAGUAGAUUGUUAUUCAAGACAGACCAAUCACGAUCGGAUAUACAGCUCUACUGAGCAGAUACAACGCUCUCAGAAUAUAAAGCCAAUCAAACAUUUUAUUCAUAAUCCAGAUGAACAAAAAUUAAAUGAUCGAAACUUGAAUGAAAACAAUAAUUGUGAGGUCCCAAACCUUGGCAGCAAUGGAAGUAAAGAAGUAGUGUCAACACUUGCUCCAAUCUCAAAGUCUGUUGCUCCUGAAAAAGCACUGAAGAAAAGCAAAUCUAGACUAAGCAAGUCUCUUUCUGACUUGACUUCACCAAUAAAAGCUGAGAGACUCAGACCCAUAAGGCAGAAAACACGAAAUGCGGUGGUGAACAUUUUGGAGAAUGGGGAGGUUUGCCUGGAGUUCAUUAAAAGCAGAGACCAGAAUGAGUUCAUAGUAGAAGUCUUCAGGAUAGCUGCUGAUGGACAGAAGGUAACUGUUUAUCAACCAAAGACAGGAAAAUCUACGUGUCUUGGUGAGAGACCUCCAUCACCCCCAACAACUGGUGGAGACACCUAUGUUUACCCAGAUAUACCCGAAAAGUACUGGAAGAAAUAUCAAUAUGCUGCAAGGUUUGUGAAGCUUGUGCGUUCUAAGACCCCCAAAGUGACAUUAUACACAAGACAGGCCAAGUGCAUGCUGAUGGAGAACACCCCACAGGCUGACUUUGAGGUCCUCUUUUAUGAUGGUGCCAAGAUGAAUAAAUCUAGUGAAGGAACAAAGAUCAUAGAGAAAGAUGGGACAUCAAUGAUGCUAGAUCACCAUGGUAACAUACAACAUCUGGCACCAAGCACACAGCAACUCUGGCACUAUGUACACCAGUGUCAUCGUAGAUGCCAGGAUGUAGAGGCGACAUUAGGGAGAACACAAGAGGAAGAUUCAGAGCAGGAUUACUUCCCUGUUAUAAUUGGACGGCGCCCUCUGGCGACACCAACUGUGCAUCCAGAUGCUAGCACUCCACCCCGUGUUGUCAAAGAUGUUACCCCCGCAUUGAAGGAUAGACCUAUAGUGUCCCCAUCUAUUGCUCCAACUGUCAACCCUACUAUGGUGUCUUAUGAUGGAACUGUUGCCAGUAUGAGAUCACACUUGAAUAGAAAAACUGUACCACCAAAAUCAGACAUGGUGGAGAAAUCCACGAGAAAACCAGCUACAUCUGACAAUACAACACCCAACACUGGGUCUAGUAAAUUAAAACAUCAAAAUAAUCAUCCUAUAAACUCAACCCAUGACUCAAAUAACAAUGAUUCCAAUUCUCUAAAGGAUAAAAACUCAAGCGAGGAUUUCAAGGCAGAUGUUAUGAAGCAUCAUCCAGUAUCACGAACAACCAAAGAGAAAGAAAAUCAAAACCUGAGUAGGGAUAUAUUGAAAACUGAGCCAAGUAGAGCAAAGUCACGACAGGAGAGCAGUCGGGAAAGGAUGAAACAUGAAAGAAAAGGCAGCAAUAGCAAAGUUGUGAAGAGUGUGUUUGUAGCUGGGAUAGGCUGGGCAUCACAGUUAUCUAAUGGUGAGGUGUUAGUUCAGUUCAAUGAUGGCUCUCAGCUUAGUGUGCAGUCCUCUGUAAUGAGAGUGAAAUAUGUGGACCCCUCUGGCAAAACAUUCAGGUACAGCGAGAGUGAUGUUUUACCAGGCCAUGUAAAGGAAAAGUUGGAGAAAUUACCACAUGUAGUUGAAACUCUGGUCUCUACACCAAACCAAGUUCCUGUAACUACCCCCAACUCUAAACGAUGACAACCAAUAACUACCAAUUCUGAGUAAUGAACUUCAUGACCAAUGUGGAGCAAUGGCUUGUUUACCAUUAAGGGGUAUUUGAAACACCUAAAAGAGGGCACCACAGUGACAUAUCCUUGUUAUAAAAGGCAAUUUAUCAUGUUUACUGGAAGGCGUUUUUGCCUAUUCUUUAAACUGUAAAUGCACAGACUGUUCAGGAGAUAUUGGUUAUAUCCCAUAGUGGGGAAGAUACAUCCUGAGUACAUGUAUGAUAUUAAUCCCUCUUAUGUGCAUGGUGGACUACAUGACUGCUAUUUGAGGCAAAUGUGCUACAUAACAAUAUAAAACAAACUACAUGAAAACAAUUGUUAUUAUUAAUUAUUCCUGUUAAGGACCACUGAGUUGCUGGAUUAUUUUAAACUGUUUUGACUGAAUAUUUUAUUUAUUUCUACAGUUUGUUAGACUUUAUACUCAUAUUAUUGAAUCAGUUUCUAUCCAUGAAACCAGCGGGAUGAACAGUUGAUAAAGAGCCAUGUUUAUUGAUUAUAUUUUCUCAAAUACUUGAUGUUCUGGAAAAAUAAUAUCAUAUA
Owenia fusiformis is the source of this 4594-nucleotide messenger RNA. The record is from the annotation of a GenBank genome assembly. NCBI's taxonomy places the organism in Eukaryota, Metazoa, Annelida, Polychaeta, Sabellida, Oweniidae.